AUGCCAGACUCCUCAUGUACUGACUGCGUCGUAGAGGUACAAGCUGUACCAGUCAAGCCUACAGACACUAAUACCACUACGUCAAGUAAACAUGACCCGAUGGAUGUUUCGGCAUUUACGCCUCCAGUGCCCCUUCCAGUUCCGAGUGUUACUAUCGAAUUCUGCAACAGAUGUCGAUGGUUACAUCGAGCAACCUGGAUCUCCACCGAACUCCUCUUAACCUUCACACCACCAACACUCAAGGGCGUACACAUUAUCCCACUAAACGAGGACGAGACAGCAGGGCGUUUCCGAGUUUGGCUUUCAACAGAGAAGGGACCGGUCUUGAUAUGGGACAGGAAGGUUGAGGGCGGGUUUCCUGAGUUGAAAGUACUAAAACAACGCAUACGGGAUCGAAUUGAUCCUGGCAAGUCGUUGGGUCAUUCAGACAAACACGACUAA
This is a messenger RNA of Fomitiporia mediterranea MF3/22, 441 nucleotides long. RefSeq lists its product as uncharacterized. The transcript has 4 exons. NCBI's taxonomy places the organism in Eukaryota, Fungi, Basidiomycota, Agaricomycetes, Hymenochaetales, Hymenochaetaceae. The record is from RefSeq and is a predicted model, not a curated record. The coding region runs from base 1 to 441 and encodes 146 amino acids.